GUUAAAUAAUUUGCUCUCCGCGUGACAGAUUUUCAUUGUGCGCGUCGUCAAUCUCUUCGCCAAUAAAAAAAGUACAUUUUUUUUUUUAUUUUAAUAUAAAAUAAUAUUCACGUGGAACACACCGCGUAGGUACUUACCCAAUUAUUAUUAUUACUACUAACAACGUUGUUAAUAUAACCCAUCUCGAUCUUAGAGUCAAAAAUUAUUGUGCGUUAUUUUGUUACAGCUCGUUGCUCUAAAUAAAGUCAGUUCGACUUUGCAACUACUGCAUUCACCGUUAAGAGUUUGUAAACGUCAUAAUAUUUGUGCCUUACGGAUCGCGAAAUAGUAACAGUCGGGCGUUUCAUAUAAAUUUGUUUCGUACGUCGAACGUGAAGACUAUACAAUAUAAUAUAGAUACCUAUAUCUAAUAUUCAAUGAUAUAUUUACUUAUACAGGUGUUACGAUAAUACAUGACAUAGGUGUUAUUAUAUAUGCCUGUUUAUCGACUUGUCCUCUGCAACAAACUUAGCAUUUUUUUUUUUUUUAUAAUUAUUUUUUACGUUUUAUUGCUCCCGUGAACCACCGCGACGUAAACGGACAAUGAAAUAUCUACCUACCGCAGCAGGUACGUAUCUUGUAAAACAUUAGGGUAUGGCCGGUUUCUGCCAAAUUAUAAAAUUGAUCGAUUCCCUUUUCCGCCAAAUGAAAAAAAUUUAAUCUAAUAUUUGAAUAUUAAUGGACAAUAUGCAUACAUUAAAAAUUAUUAAUCAGACAAAAAAAUAAUAGUUUUUUCUGUUCACGUAUGAUAAAAAUUGUGUUUGUUAUACAAAGGUAUUGAAUACAAGGUAAAAAUAGUUGUUAAUACUCAUAACGAUUGUCUUACCACAAUUUUCUACGCAAAAAUUAUCAAACAUGUAAUCUUUUUUUUCAUUAUUAUUUUUCCGUCGUAAUGAUAUCUAUAAAGUAAUAAUAUCUUAUAAUUAUUGUAAGUAAGAAUGAGUAUUGUGACAUUUAUAUUUUUAAUUUAAUCACCCCUGUACAACAAUUUUUAAUAUUUCUUGUGAACACAUUGAAAUAUUAGACUACAUUUUUUCAUUUAGCAGAAAAGGGAAGGUACAUUUUUAGCGGAAAUGAAAAACUACCAAAUAAUAUUAGGUAGGUACGUUUACCUAUAUACUCGUGAUAUAUUACCGCUAAUGUUGAAAAUUGGAUAUUAUUAUGUAAAAUGUAUAUAAAAAAAAUAACAGGUAAAAAAAAAAAAAAACCGAAUGAUAGCAAGUGCCACCAAAAAGGUCGUGACCGCAUCUUUAUCGACACCGGUGGAACCGAUUUUGUGCCAUUAGUUUUAACGUUUUAAAACGAAUUAAACUUAAUAUUACGAUUUAAAAAUCACCGUAUCUCACUUAAAAAUUAAUAAAUAUUGAGAAAAAUAUCAACUUACAAACAUACCCCACCCUAUUAUAUUAUGUUCACAAAUUUAAGUAAGUUGGACAAUAAGCCGAUUCAUUCUAAUGCUAAAACUAACGGCGCAAAAUAUUGGUUUUAUAAAACGAAAAUAUUACAUUAUCAAAUUUUUAACGUUAGCCGUAUAGUAUGUAUAUAUUUAUAAGUAUAUCAGGGACGUGAUUAAGGAAGGAGAGGGUUAAUUCCUUUCCAUUUCGAAAUUACUACGGUAGUCGAAUUUUUUUUUCAACUCCCGAUGCACUUCUAUUAGUGGCGUGACUAGGGCGGUGAUAUAACUCACAGAACUUUCUUUUUUUACAGACUACAUCGACUGGUUUUUAUAAUUUAUAUCUUACGAUGUACAAUACACAUUUUUCAUUUUGGUAUAAAAAUAAGUUAGGACAUUUCCUGUAAACUUCAGAUCUUGCGUUUUCUAUAGUUCUCCAAUUGUUACAAACAUUCGAUAGUUAACCUUCUCCUCCCAUAAAUGACCUAUACCUACGCCUACGAUACAAUAUAUAUUACCUCUGUACAUCAGCAGGACCGGAGUAAAGAGGGAGGGCGAAACGGGGCACUUGUCCUUGGUGCCAUUACUAUGGGGAGCAAAAAGUACAAAUACAUAAUAUGUAAUAUGUAUAUAAUAAUACCUACUCUAAUAAUUUAAAAAUAUAUUACUUUGUAAACAUAUUAUAUUAUAUAAGAAUGUAGAGUAAUAAAUAUUGCGUACGAAUUAAAUAUUAAAAUAUAGCGAAUUUUACAUUCUGUGUCUGAUAAGAGGGUGCGAAUUCCAUAUUUUGGCCGGGGUCGAAAAAAAGUUACAUCCGGCACCUGUACAUUAACCUGAAAUAUUACAAUUAAACGAUGAUAUACGCGUUUUUGUUUCCUGCUAAUUUGCGUAAUUUGUAUGUAUUAUAUUUGUUUAGAUACGAUAUAGGUACACAUUAUAUUUUGAAAAUAUAGCGCAGUACUACGCAAUUGUAUACCAACGGUUAAACGAAUCAGAAUCAAACAUGAAUACUAUUAGAAGUAUCACGGUUGUAAUACUCGCGACCGUAAUAAUGACCGCGGUUGCUCUAGAGUCCCGUCGUAUAGGAUUCGAUAAAUAUCACAACUACGAAGAGAUGACCGUAUAUUUGAGGAAGAUAACCGACGAGUUUUCUAAUGUUUCUUCGCUGUAUUCAAUCGGAAAAUCAACGAUAGGUAUGUGCAUUCAUUUACCGCAGUGGCGUGCCCAGGGGGAGGGUUAAGGGGGUUUUAGUUCCCCCAUUAGCCGUGUCAAAUAAAAAUAAAAUAAAAUAUUUAGUAUUAAAAAAUCGUUGCUAAUAAAAUAAUAAUCAUUGCAUAUUUACAUUACUUAUUCAACUAAAUAGGUACCUAGGCAUAAUUAUGUAUUUUGCAAAACAUUUUUUUUUUUUUAAUAGCCCUCCCACUAUUGAAUAAUCCUGUAUACGCCACUGUUCAUUUAUAUUUUAUAUAAUAAUACAAUAACAAUAUGUUUAACGUAGAUAUGCUCAUAAGCGUGCUCAGAUCCUAUUGGCAGAGGAAACAACGAUAUUUGAAACCAAAGCGUACACUAAAAUUACAGACACAAAUAGUCUAAAAUAUAUUUAUUUGGGAAGGGGGUUAAGUUUUCAUAAAAUGAAUUAUAUAAACUUAUUAUUAUUUACUUGAUGAUUCAACGAGGCCUUGAUUCGGAAGAGCUUGGCUGAGUUUUUGGGGGCUAAACCUUCCUGUAAGCUGUCCUUCUCUAUUUGUGUGCGUUAACUCACAAAAUCAAGCGGAUCUUAAAGUUGAAUAUUUUAAAGCAUUCAUAUUUGAAAUAAUUUUUUACAAAUACUCUGGUGGAAAAUCUAGCACGGGAAGCGAAUGCUCUUUCUGUCACCCGUGCGCACGCUCAUGGGUUUACUUAUAUCUAUAAUCUACAUGUAUUAAUUUUAAGUCGUUCAACUGCGCUGUACAUUAUAUACAUAAGGUGUCUGUAUUUCUAUCAAAAUAUUCAAUUAAUUGAAAAAAUUCCGAAUGAUUUUUAAAUUAAUGUGUUCAGUGUUGUAUCUUGUAUAAUAAUUAAUACGACACAUUUUUGUCAUGAAAACACAUAUUGUUGUAAUCAUUUUACCAUAAUAUGACAUAUAUAUAUUGUUGACAAAGCAACACUAUCAACUGAACUCCGCUCAGAAUCGUUUUUCAUUAGCAAUGGUCUAUCGUUGCUUACAAAUAUACAUUAAAUUUCUCCUUUACUACCUCCCAACUUCCUACUAACAACAGUAGCUGCAACCGCGUGCGAAGUAUAUCCAUCUUUUUUUUGUACUAUUUAUGUAUGUCAUAAAGAUUGUUCAUACCACAAUUUUUUACACAAAAAAUAUUAAAAAUAUAAUUUAUUUUUUUUAUUAUUGUAUAAAUUCAAAUUUAAUUUUAUUAUUACUUUUCAAUCUUAAGUUAUCUAUAAAGUACCGUAAUAUCCGCAUAAUACGAUAAAUGUAUCACUGAUUAUGGUAUUUUCCCAACGCUAUCGAUUAUGUUGAUAAUCGAUAAUGGAGGUGUUUAAACACCCAAAAUACCCCCCUGCAUACGUGCCUGAUGACAAUGUACAUUAAUAUGACCUACAGUAUACCUAUAGUAUAAAAUAUAAAUAAUAUGGCAUUUAUAUUUUUUAUUUUUUAUUUAAUCACCCCUAUAGUACAAUCAUAACUGUACAUUUUUAACUUUUUUUAUAAUAUAAUAAUAAUAAUGUAUGAUACAAUCAUCCAUUAAUAUUCGAAUAUUAGACUAAUUUUUUUUCAUUUGGCGUAAAAGAGAAAGGUACACUUUUGAUGGAAACAGGAAUCGACGAAUUUUAAAAUUUGAUGGAAAAGAGAAAGGCGCAUGUUUGGCAGAAACGAGUAACUCCCUAUUGGUUUUAUAUGUGUUCACCAAGCUCCGUUUAGAAUCAUUCUUUUGUUUUAUUCUAAUGAUUAUGGUAAUUAAAUUACUCUAUAUCCAAUUAUACCUUCAAAAUUUCUCACCUACAACUAUUAUAGUUGUAGGUGGUAGUGGUCUACCCAUGGUGCAAUGUACGGCUUUUUAAUUUUAUUAAUGCAUUUUUUCCUAGGUACAUUAUAGAUGCAAAUGUAUAGUGUCCCACAAAGAUAUAAUUAUUUCCGUAAUAAAGAAAAUAUUAUUAUUAUUAUAAUUAUAAAGAUAAUCAAAUUUUGAUUUUUUUCAUGUUAUACACAGGGAAAAACAUCAUACAUAUUUAUAUUUAAAUUAACUUUUAUCUUUCAGUAAAAAACUUACAAAAUAAAUUACUUUUUACUAUAUUGUUUUUGAAAAAAAUUUGAAGACAUUUUAUUGAGUUUAUUCUUCUGAAAAUUUUAUUUUUAUUAAAUUCAUAAUAUUUUCAGUAAAUUUUUAAAGUUCUGAGAAAAAAAAUGUACAGUAAGUACAGUAAUAAUAGCAAUAUGAAACUAUCGAAUGCGAUUACAGCCUGCUGCAUAAUUUUAGGUGCCUACUUUUCUCUGAACUUUAUUAUUAAACACCACCAAUUUAAUAAAAAUAAAAGUUGAAAUGUUCACAUUAUCAGAAAAAUAAAUUAUAUUUAAAUGGCUAUCUUUAUGUUUAUCAAAAAUAAUAAAAUAAAAAAUUAUUAUAUUAAGUUUUUCACUAACCCUGCGAGUAAUAAUAAUAAAAAAUCGGUACCCCUGUAAAAACCUGCUGCGAGUUCAGAAUACUUCGCAUGUGGGUGCAACCACUGUUGUAGGUGGGAAGUUGGGAAGGUAGGAUACAGACGGAAAUUGAAUGUAUAUCUGUAAACCGUUAAAUGAUAAACCAUUGCUAACAAAAAAACAAUUCUAAGCGGAAUUCAGUUGAUAGUGUUGCUUUGUCAAUAAUACAAUAUAUGGUACAUAUCAUGUUAUGGCAAAAUUAUUACAAAAGUGUGCGUUUCCUUGACAACAAUAAUUGUUUAAAAAUAUUUAAAUAACAACAACUUAAUACUAACAAAAAAUGAAUAAAAGCGGUUGCCAAUGACAACCUUAUUUAUAAUCUUUCAAUCUUUUUUAACCUAAAGACCAAGGUUUUCCCCAUUAUCUCGAAUAUUAAUGAGAAUUUAAAAAAAAUGACUUUUUUAAAGUACCACCCAGAGAACAUUUCCUUUCAGAAAAGGUGCUAUACUUGAAAAUUGGAGUAUGCUUUCUGGUAGAAAAAGUGUUCACAUAAAAUAAAAUAAACAUCAUUGUAAAACCAAGACAUUCCUCAUUCUAUUCAGAAUCUAAAAAAAAAUAAAUACAGAAUUAAGUUAUCUUUAUUAUCUCUGCAGAGAUAUUUCAAUAGAUAUAUCUUUGCAUGACACCCUGUAUAAUACAAAAAUAUAACUGUGCCAACUAAUCUUUAAUUUUGUCCCAAUAGGCCGUGAACUAUGGGUUGUCAAAUUGACAUCUGCGACCGACCUAUUGGGUGUACCGAAUAUCAAAAUCGUUGGAAAUAUACACGGAAACGAGCCCGUCGGGAGAGAAAUAAUUUUACACCUGAUUCAGGUAAAAAAAACACCAUCAAUUUAAACCUAUUUAGAUUAAAAAUCUGAACAUUAUUUAUUAAGUAUAUUAUGACACUCGUAUAAACGUAUUUAGUACUCGUGCCUACACAAAUACAUUAUCGCAGGAUGCUUUUUUAUUUUUUAAAAAAGUAACAAUAAAACAUUCUGUUUAAAUAUCAAAUGUAUAUGUUGUCUUUAUAAUAAUAUUAAAUUAUUCGAAAAUAGUAUUUGUUACAUAACAAAUCGAAAAACAAAUUGAUAAACAAACUGUUACAAACAACCGUUAUUCACCUGUUGCCGAGCAUGAAUCCCGAUGGAUUUGAACUGUCAGAGCCUCAAUCUUGUCCAAACAACGGGAGUAUAGUAAAGAGUUCUAGGUAACAAUAUAACAAUAUUAUUAAUUUUCAAUUGCAGGACAUUUUUUAAUGAAUAUUCAUUGUGUAUCCACUCCUUUUUCCCUUAAAAAUAGGUCCACGAAUAGAUAGACCAAACCUUCCCCUGAAUUUUUGGGUUUUCCCCAGUUACCCCAGUGAGAAUAUUUUUUAUAAAAAAAUUUCUCAUGAAAUCUACUAAUUCAAUCAUUUACCUACAUUUUUAGUGGACAAUUGGAUACACAAAGCACAAUCUUUCUCUACUGAGUGUCCUUUACCGACUUGUCUGUGUGUCAAUUUGGACAUAGAAAUCCUCUUUAAAAAAUGUCCUGUACCUACGGUUGGCAUCGAACACCUUUAUUAAGUAGGUGUUCAAUUAUCGUUAUUUUAUUUUUUUAGAGGUAACGCGAAAAAAUUCGAUUUAAAUAGAAAUUUCCCUGACGCGUUUAUACCGCACACGGUUCCAUUACAACCCGAAACCGACGCAAUCAUGAAGUGGAUGCAAUCCAUUCCAUUCGUCAUGUCUCUGAGUUUACACAGUGGUGAUUUAGUAGCCAAUUAUCCCUACGAUGGUUCGGAAGAUUCGCGUGAGUGUCAUUUACUCUAAGUACGUAUAGGUUAAGUUAGGUAUUAGCUACUUACAUACUACUAGUGCAAUCUAGAUUUUUUUAUUUAUUUUUUUAUUAAUAAAAUAUUGUUAUUAUAAAUUAUAAUUGAACUUGAUUUUAUUUGAGUUUUCUUUUCUUUUAAAUCGAUUAAUUUGAAAAUAUAUAAUGUUGACGAUAAAUAAUACAAUAGGUAUAAUAAUAUAUUAUAUUGUUAUCCGAUGAAAAGCACCAUAUCUUUUAAUUAUUACGAAGGUAAACAUCGUAAUUAUAACGUUUCCGAUCAUUGUGAAACUAUUUUAUUCUUCGCGAUAACUUUUUUUUUGGCGAAACUUAAACUUCUUCGAAAUCUAUACUUGAAUAGUUGGAUAAAAUCUAUACAGUAAAACUUCCGUUAACGGCUAUCUCUGAAAGACGGUCACCUUUAUGUAACAGAUAUUUUUUUUGGUUCCGUCAAGUGUUAUGCCUCUAUAGGAAGCCUUUAAAGGAUGGUCACCCCUAAAUAGCGGCCAUUAUUUCCGGUCCCUUCGGUGACUGUUAUAUGGAAGUUUUACUGUAAUAAUAUUCGGAAAAACUAUUGAAAAGAUGUCGGCCCACUUUUUACGAGUAAACUUUUGAUUUACUAAUAUAGGUAGUAAAGUACAGUCAGUGGCUUAACUAUGAUAGCCUCUUAGCCACUGAGUUUAGUCAUAAUACUCACAUAACGUAUAAUUAUAGGUAGGUAUGUUACAUAACAAAUUAAAACAAUUCUUUUUUUUUCGUAACAGUAGCAUACAAGUUGCAGAAAUUAAACGAAACAUUACGCAUCGUCAAUGUUGUAGAUCUCUACAAAGCAUAUUUUAAAAAUAAUGGUAAAAAUGUUGAAGUAAAUUUCAAUUUAAGCACGAAAAUGCCCUUAGUAACGAACCACUGCAUAAAUUGUUGCACACUGCACCCACUGUAAUAUAAUAUAUAUUAUUAAAGCUUAUAUGUAAAAAAAAAAAUAAUAACAAUAAAUAUCACUGCUAAUAAGCUCAUCUAGUAACAUAAUAAUAUAGUUAAGGGCGUGUAUACCUAAACAUAAUUUGCUAUUUUAUGUUACGUCAUUAAAUUUAAACAAUUGUAUACGUUUAUUGUGUAUGGUUAUUAUUUUGAUUUUCAACCUUUGCUGUGCAUUGAUGUUAAUAAAAAUAAUGUUAUCUUAACUAAUAUAAACUAACGAGAAAACAAAUCAAUGAUGUUGCCUAAAGUGGCGAGUCAGCCGUCAUUAAACUCGAACGGUAUCGGUAAUAAACUUGUAUAAGUACUCAUAAUAAACCAUUUUACAGGAAACUCGCAAAUUAACACUUAACAGUUAAGCACCGUCGUAAUAUUAUGUGUAUAUAAAUAACAAUAUCCACAAUAUUUAUACGUAUUAACUUAUUUUUAUUGUUUUUCUUGGACAGUACCGACUUUCGAUAACAGCGAACACUUAACACCCGACGAUAACGAGUUUCGAUUUUUGGCAAAAUUGUAUGCAAAAAUGCAUCCGACUAUGCAUUUGGGCCAAAGCUGUUCUGAUAAUAAACAAUUCAAAGACGGUAUUACGAACGGGGCUGCCUGGUAUCAAAUAAUAGGUAAGAUAUUUUUUUAAUUUUCUGUAUAUUAUAUUUAGGUACUAGUAGGUACGAGUGGUAUUUAUCAUAUAUUUUUUAUUUAUUUUUUUCGUAUACAGAGAAAUAUAGAUUUACCUUUUCUAUACAAGAUAAUAAUAUCCAGAAUGGUAAAAUUAUUAAUCACUGUUUUAAUUCAAAUUUGAAUUUCAUAUUAUUUAUUCCUAUUUAUGUUUAUUAGAUCAUAUUUUUAUUGAUUUCCAGUAAGUAGUAUUCAUUUAUUUUAUACAUUAAUAAAAAAAAAAAUUUAAAUGUAGGUACUAUACAAUACACAUAUUUAGAAAUUGUUAUACACUUAUAUACUUAUACAAUAAUAUUUGAUUUCAUACUACAAACCGUAAACUUAACAUACUCGUAGAGUGGUCUGUUAGAUUACCAAGUAUAUUUUAUAGUAAAAUUUACCCUUGUCAAGUUAGUUCAAACCUAAAACACAUGUGCCAGUAAUAUUCUUUGUGCAUAUUUACAUAGGAAGUAUGCAAGAUUACAAUUAUGUAUGGCACGGAUGCAUGGAAAUUACUCUUGAAAUGUCGUGUUGCAAAUACCCACCAGCUGAAUUUUUAGAAUCUCACUGGAAUGAUAAUUUACCGGUAAACACUAAAAUAGUCAAUAGCUAAAAAUGCAAUUUAUUACAAGAAUAUUUCAGAUUUAAUGUUUUGAUACUUAUUACCACUUAUAAUAAUUAUAAUAAUAAUAUCACAUAAAUACUAUAAUGUUUCAAAUUAUAAAAUAUGCAUGUUAAAAAAAACUCAAAAUGAUCAUGUCGACCGUUAUUGUUUAGAAUAAUAAAGUCGUUGUUGUGGUUUUAGGCACUCCUAACUUGGAUGCAACAAACACACAGAGGCAUUAAAGGUAUCGUCAGGAGCCGAUCCACUGGUGAACCAAUAAAAAAUGCCACUCUCAGAAUAUUAGACCGAGAAAAUGUAUUCAAGACGACUUCGAAUGGAGAGUACUGGAAAAUAUUACUACCAGGUGUAUAUAAACUGCGCGUAAGUACACAAAAGUUCAUACUUAAAGGCAGUAUUCCGGCGACGUCUUAAGUCGUAUGUCUUUUGUAGUAUUCUGAUUGACGGUUGUAGUUUUGGUAACAUUUAGUAACCCAAAGUCUUAACUUAUACCCGAAAUUUUCCAGGGCUCAUCUAAUUUCAAUUUUUUUCUUAUUUUAAUUACAUUGGUCAAUUUAUUUUUUAAUGUUAUCAGCAUAUAUAUAUAUGCAUAAGCGCCCGUAUAAAUUAAUAUAACAGGAGGGGUAAAAUAAAAAUGUAAUAAUUAUACUUUCCUCAUAGUUAACUUCCUUCGUCAACCAAGCUGGUUUUUUUUGAUUUAAUGUAUUGUAUUAAUUUGUUUUUUCAUUAUUAUUAUUUUGUUUUUUUUAUAUAAUUGUUAUCACUGAUUCAAGAGUUUAACAUUAAUUCUUGAAGCUUAUUGUUUUUCUUUUCAAAUCUUCAAAUUUAAAUUUAAAAAAAAUAAUAUUUAUUUCAGGGAGAAAGUGCCUCGUCUUGCACCCCCCCCCAUGGGUGACCAUGUACCUAUAUAUCUGUGAACACGACACGACACACAACGUUGUUGAAAUACCGCCUUAACAUCUACUAUACAUUUAUUUACAUACAAAUAACGUAUUAUACCAACCUAUAGGUACUCGUGCAUCAAUAUUAUACUCGUAUCUCGUGUCCUAGGUUUUAUAAAUCAACAAAAUAUACACCAAUAAUAAAAUAAUAAUAAUACCAAUCAGUACCACCAGAAGUUUUUAUAGAAGUGCAGAGGAUCAUCUAUAGAGUAUAAAAGAAGUUGAUCGAUUAUUAAUGAAUAUAGACCAUAUAAUUUUUAUUUAAUAUAAUACGACCCGCCAAGAGCUUUUAAGUGGCCAUUUCGUGAAAUGGUCACUGCAAAUAAAAUUGAAUAGGUAUUUCUCCAUUUCGUGCAUAAAUAUUGUAUAAAACGCGCUAUUAUAGUACGGUACUAUAAUCAAAGUACCAUUAGUACCUAUUUACUAUACACGUAUACCUACUUGACGGAUGUAAUUGGUUGCCUUUUCGUAAUGAAUCCGUAACACUGCAGAACAAUGUUACACUGCAGUAUAGCCAGUAUAGGCAAUGAAAUACUAAAAUAUUUCACAACCGAGUUCGUUGUUCUUUUACAUAAACGAACUUUGUACGAUUUUACCAAAAAUUCACCGUCUUCAUUAUAUGACAGUAUAGAUAAUUAUUGAAAAACUAUAGUCUUUAUUAUGUAUAUAUAUAUAGGUACGUACUAUACCUAUACUUAUUAAAAGCUAAAAAAAACUAUCAGUUGGUGUCAGCUCAGGCUACGUGUUAGGCCUAAUCCGCUCCCAACCCCCUCCCGGGCAUCGAGUAUAUAUGGGGACGUCUGUUUCGUCAUUUAAACAAUAUUUGCAUUUGUCGGUACUGCAGGCGAACGCGGACGGACACGACGAGCAAACCGUGCUGGUCGAAGUGCCGCCGAAACGGGGCGUGGCGGAUGAUCCGGCGGAAGUGCAACCGCGAGUAUACAACAUCGUCAUGGAACAGAAAACGACCACGGCGACGGCCAACAGCACCGUAAGCGACGGCAGACUGUACACGCAUUGGCCGACGAACGGCGGCGACCGAGUGGACGCGACGGGCCGAGCGGCGGCGGCGGCGGCGGCCGACCAAACGACCGUGGUCGCGGUGCGUGCCGACCAGCGGUCAGCUGCAACUACGGCGCCCACGCCGUCGCUGUCGAGCCGACAAUCGGACGGCGGCGUUUACGCGAUCGUGACCGACAACAACGGCCGGGGCAACGUCGACUUGAUGCUAUUAAUGCGGCCGCCGUUGCCCGCGACUUCGUCUUCCGCCUCGGCCGCUCAGAGUUACCGCUUAUUAUUUUGGUCGUACUAUACGGUAACUGCGGUAUUGUACCCGGUCGUAAGCUACUACUACGUCACCACGCACCUACGUCGUCAAUAAUAUGAUAGAAUGCCCGUAUUACCUACACCUACCCGUUCAUCCUUAUCAUAAGCGUCGUACCCAGUAUUAAAUACUCGCUCGGGCGCCUUCACGGCUAAGCGGUGGCUUAUUUCAAGGGGGGGGGCGAUGAAAGCAAUCGAACCCCUCUCCCCAUCAAUUAAUUUAUGUAGAUAUUUGCCAAGUAUUAUAUAUGUAUAUAUACAAAAAUUAAAUCUUGUUACCAGAAAUCUCUUUUGAAAUUUAAUGUUUAACACUAUUUCUGCUAGAAAAGUGUCAUCAGACAGAAAAAUAAAAAUAAAAACACUUCGUGGUAAGAUCUAAAGGGUAGAGUAUAAGGUUGUGUACAGUUUAUAUACCUUGUGUAUAAUAAUUUUAGUGUUAACCCCCCCCCCCCCAUAAAACUUUAAACUAAGUCAAAUAUGCCUCUGCGGCUAAGUAGGUCGACCCAGGAGUAUAAUAUUAUUAUAAUAGUCGUGGAACUAUACGAUACAUCACGAAUUCGGUCACUGAACAAAGUUCAGUGGAUUCUUCGGUAGAUUAAGUCCCAUUUUUUUUUUUAUGAACACUUUCUGCCAAAAAGCUUACUCUGAUUAUUAAGUAUAGCAUCUUUUCUGAAAGGAAAUGUUCUCUGGAUGGUACAUCAAAGAAGUCAUUUUUUUUAAUUCUCAUUAAUAUUCGAGAUAGUGAGAAAAACCUGGUUCUUUAGGUUAAAAAACAUUGAAAGAUUAUAAAUAAUGUUGUAAUUGGCAACCGCUUUUAUUUAUUUUUUGUUAGUAUUAAGUUUUUGUUAUUUAAAUAUUUUUAAACAAUUAUUGUUGUCAAGGAAAUGCAUAUUGUUGUAAUAAUUUUGCCAUAACAUGAUAUAUACCAUAAAUUGUAUUUUAAUUGUAAUUGUAAAGCAACACUAUCAACUGAACUCCACUCAGAAUCGUUUUUUCGUUAGCAAUGCUUUAUCGUUUAACGGUUUACAGAUAUACAUUAAAUUUCCGUCUGUAUCCUACCUUCAACAGUCAUUGUUGAAUUCAAACAAUCAUUGUUGUCAUGGAAACACACAUUGUUAUAAUCAUUUUACCAUAAUAUGACAUAUAUUGUUGACAAAGCACAACUAUCAACUGAACUCUGCUUAGAAUCGUUUUUUCGUUAGCAAUGGUUUAUUUUUACUUACAGAUAUAUAUUAAAUUUCUCCUUUACUACCUUCCAACUUCUACCUACAACAGUGGUUACACCCACGUACGAAGUAUGUCCGUCUUUUUUAUUCGUGCAUUCAUAUAAAAUAAAUAAUAAUUAUUAUAUCAUAAAUUGAUAAUAUUAUUUAUUAUAUUGGUUUGUUACGUUUAAUAUAACAAUGUCAAUAUUAAUGAUAAUUCCCGGAAUGUUAUCUUAUAAUGUCAAUGUAAAAAAUUUAAAAACGUGUCCCGACUGAAAGGGCGUAUUUAUAUUAAUAAAUGUAUUGCUUUAAUUUUAUACGAGGGGCCGAUUUAGAAAAACGAUACAUUCGUUUGGGACUCAAUAAAUUUACCUUCACUCAUAUAUCAGAUACCUAUACUAUGCCAUAAUGUGUAGUAUUGGCAACAAGAUUAAUUAAUUUUAUAAAUAUACCAAACACAAAUUAAAUUUACCAUUUAUUUGAUCAACCACAUACCAUGACAGCUAUGGUUCGGCCAACCAUAGUUUUCCUGAGAGUCAUGUUUCACGACUAUUAAAGUAAUAAGGCGGUAUUUCAGCGACGCCGUAUACCUGUUUAUACCAGGUGAUCCAUUUAAAUGGGAACAUUCAGUAUCUCGGAAAGUAUUAACUCUUUUCGUAAUUUGUUUUUCAGAACAAUUAAGAAACAAGCUGCUCCACAAUUUUAUACUUGUGUCAUUUUUUGUCACCCUUAUUUUGCGAAUAAAACAACUACCUACUUUGCUUUUCAAAUGGCAACCUAUAUUAAAAAGUCCAUAAAUAUAUUGAGUAUUAGUUAACAUAAACUUAAGUGUUGAAAUGUUUUAUGGACCAAUAAACAAAAUAGGUACUCGGAACGUGGUUAUUUAUUAUUUGUGUACAAAAGCUAAAACUAAAUUAAAAUAUCUAAUGGUAAUUUUCCAAUUUUAACUAUACCUAAUCCUUAAGUAAACACUGGUUUACUUUUUAAAGGAAAAUACACGCCGGUUU
Messenger RNA from Cinara cedri, 13641 nucleotides. Lineage: Eukaryota; Metazoa; Arthropoda; Insecta; Hemiptera; Aphididae. The record is from the annotation of a GenBank genome assembly.